AUGGCCUCCAAGCUUGAGAGGGCCUUUGACGAGCUGCGCCAGCAGCACAAGGUGUUUGUGGGCGCGCCCGCGGGCUGCGAGUGGGACGGCGACAUCACCAAGACGGUGCAGGUGCAGGUGCUCCCCAGUGAGCGCGCCUACCUGGAGCGCCUGGUGGAGGAUGCAGAAGACAAGUACGGCGGGUUCUGA
Messenger RNA from Chlorella variabilis, 189 nucleotides. RefSeq lists its product as hypothetical. The transcript has 2 exons. Lineage: Eukaryota; Viridiplantae; Chlorophyta; Trebouxiophyceae; Chlorellales; Chlorellaceae. The coding region runs from base 1 to 189 and encodes 62 amino acids. The record is from RefSeq and is a predicted model, not a curated record.